CGACAGAAGCAUACAACUCUUGAGCAAGGUUCCCAGUCGAUAAUGAGCAAGGCGCUGGUGCUGUGCCUGGUGCUGCUGGCGGCGGGCGCCACGGUGGCGCGGGCGCAGGACACGCUCUGCCCGGCUGGCCUGGAGGGCCCUGACUGUGGCAUGUGCGCGGGCGGCACCACGCUUGGCGACGAGGCAUGCGCCAACCUGACUGAGUCGUACAGCGGCUGGUGCUACAGCAACCACACCUGGGCGGAGGGCUCCACAGCCAAGUCGUACGAUUGCACCACAGAGGCAAGAGGCACAGACUACGCCAGCACCGUGACCAAGGUGUCCGCCCACUGCGACGCCGAGAUCAAGAAAUGCGACGUGCACUUUGCGCUGGGCGACUCCCCGCUCACCUGCAGCGGCCUGGACUGCACCUUUGACGGUUAUGCCGUCUUCUGCGGCUACACCAAGUGCUCGUGUGAUGCUGCCUGUCCAACCGUCAACGGGGUCAGCCUGGGAUACAUGCUGGAGCGGCUGACGGGCAAGACCAACCUGGCGUGUGAGGAGGGCUGGCCCGAGGCGCUCUGCAGCUUCGACAUUGAAGGGCUGUCCGCUGCCUCGGGCGGCUUCCAGGCUUUCUGCAAGGCCAGCGAGUGCCGGGAGUGGUAGAGCAAGGCUGUGGUAGAGCAAAAGGAGCAGCCACUGCCUACCACUGUAGAUCACGGAAGAACAGCAGCAGCAGCAGCAGCAGCAGCAAGCCAGCUUAGACACACCAAGAUGACACACGGCAUCGGGUUGGCCGCGAUGGCCGCUUGGCCUGCCCAGAUAGGGUUGCAGUCAGUCAGCUCGGCUUGGCGGCGCCGCCUAGCACCGCGUUUUUGCAUUGCUUAUUUCGUCCCAGUACCCUUAUUCCCCCCUCCCAUCUGCUAUGCUCGUACAGCACAGCGCCGCAAAAGCGCAUCCAGCACAGUAAUGCCUGCAUGCCCGCUGCUCCACUUGCUGUGAGUGGCAGUGUCGCUGGAAAGUGCAUCUCUUGUAAAACGGCAAAACAC
Molecule: messenger RNA, 1028 nt
Organism: Chlorella variabilis
Lineage: Eukaryota; Viridiplantae; Chlorophyta; Trebouxiophyceae; Chlorellales; Chlorellaceae
Exons: 5
Coding region: 43-645 (200 amino acids)
Source: RefSeq, a predicted model, not a curated record